AUGAGUGAAACUGCCAUGGAGCCCUCAACAAAGCAUUCCAAAAAUCCGCUAGGAAACCGCGAUGUUGCUCCUCAAAUGUACCUUUCCCUUCCUCAGAGCAACAGUGAUCCUGCAAAGAUUAAGGCGCCUCUGAAUCAAUCAAUACGAUACUCCCCAUAUCCAAAGCCGACAUUCAUAGCUGCUGUCAGACAGAAAGCCUCUGGCGCUUUGAAGCAGGCUCUGCAAUGGCACCAGAUCCGGAUCCAGAACUGGUUAGCGACCAAACAGUCGACACAGAAGAUCGUGGAUGUCGAUUCCGAAACCAUGACUGUUGAGGUUGACUCGUUGUCCUCGAUACUCGGCCCUGAUGUGAAGCUCACAACUCCCGAGAUAGAUUCGCAGACGCAGGUCUCUGAAGAGAGUGAAUAUCUGUCCGUUGAGGACGUUGAAGUCAGUACAAUCCCUUCGGAGGACUUGAUGACCAGUUGCAGUACCGAUUGUGGCCAGCGAAAUGAUGCCUACCAACCACCUCUUCAGUCCCUCCAAGCGUCCGAUCAAUCUCCGGCAGUUAGCGUCAAAGCGCAGACUCCUGAACAUUGUUACAUAACAACGUCCAACCAGCACUCACCACUGCACACUGAGCGGCAGGAGUUCAACGAUACAUCUCGGUUUGUAUAG
This is a messenger RNA of Fonsecaea monophora, 657 nucleotides long. RefSeq lists its product as hypothetical. The record is from RefSeq and is a predicted model, not a curated record. Lineage: Eukaryota; Fungi; Ascomycota; Eurotiomycetes; Chaetothyriales; Herpotrichiellaceae. Bases 1 to 657 code for a protein of 218 amino acids. The transcript has 3 exons.